CUACCGAAAAUCAACAACAAAACAUACCAAAACAUAGAAGUGAUUCAUCUGUAAUUAGGUUUUUGUGGUUCGAGAAAAUUUCAGAAUUGCGUAUUCUAAUAAUCGUAAUUAUAUUAAAACCUAAAAUAUAGAAAUCGUUAAAUAUAUUACCUGAUAAUGUCUGUAAAUACGGCACACGCCAAUAAUGGGGUGUUGAUUCAUGCCGGAGAGUACAUAUUAUUGCAUAGUGAUGGCGUUACCAUGGACUUCUCCGGUCAGGAUAAUCCUGUAUUUAAGGGCUCAAAGCAAGGGCGUAUUUACCUGACGUCACACCGGCUGAUAUUUAACAAUAAAAAACCGGCUGAUCAGCUGCAAUCUUUUAGUGCACCUUUUAUAGCGCUUUCAGAUGUUGAGUUGGAGCAGCCAGUCUUUGGCGCCAACUACAUUAAGGCCAAGGUUCGUGCGCAACCAAACGGAAAUUUUAUUGGCGAGGUAAAGUUCAAGUUGCAUUUUAAGUCUGGUGGAGCGAUUGAGUACGGUCAGGCUUUGCUACGCGCAGCUAGUACUGCUCAAAGUAAUUACCAUCGUGGUGGCGCUCCCAAUGAUGAUCCACCACCCUACACGCCAGCAGGUGCUUGGCAUGAGGCUCCACCACCGGCCUAUCAGCCACCACCAGGCUACUACGGUUGGCUGCCUACACAUGAGGCGUUCAGUGGCCCAGCCAACGGCACGGUGUUUGUAAGCGAUAAUCCACCACCAUAUCCUGGCAUUGGCGGACCACCAGCUUAUACACCACAACCAUAUGCGCAACCCGGCUAUAACCCACAACAGCCAUACGCAGGCUAUAAUCCACAACAGCCAUAUGCUGGCUAUAAUCCACAACAGCCACAACCUGGUUACAAUCCACAACAGCCGCAAGGUGCUUGCAACCCACAGCCUCAAUACGGAAACAACGAUGCCCCAGCCUGGAACGGCUUUUCAGCACCACCAUCCGAACAGCCACAACAACAACCACCACCCGGAAAUCAACCACCACCCUACGCGGCUGGUGGAUACGGCCAGCCAGGCGGUUAUCCUCCGGGCGCCCCCGGUGCCUACAAUCCAUCAUAUAACCCUGGUUACAAUCCGGCUUACAAUCCCGGCCAUCAACCAGGUGGCUAUCCCCAGCCGGGAGGUUACCCACCACCAGGCGGUGCACCUGGUGGAGCUGCGGCCGGUGCAAUGGGCUUUGGCAUGCCGCCAGCAAAUUCUAAAGAAGCCGAGGCAAUGGCUAGCGCCCAAAAUACAACUUACAACCAAUAUUCCAAUAAUGCUGCACCGAGCGACUUGCCACCAGCCUAUGAUGCUCUACCACCCAACUAUGACAGCGCUAAUAAGAAGAAUCAGUAACUGUUACAAUAACAACAGUAGUAAAUCUCUAAAUACGUUUGUUCACAAACUACGUCACAACUUAUAAGACAUAGACGAAAAUAUGAUUUAAGUAGUAAAAAUUGUUACAGUAUGCGGUUAACUAGCUGGCAGUGUUGCUUCGGUUCAUAGUGUGCGAAUUUGACACAUUUCUUAUUCAUUCCGCUGAACUUGCGCGUAAAAUAUUUACAUAUAUACCAUUUAUAUACUUAUAUAAUAUAUGCAUUCUUUAUAUGUUUCAAAUGUAAACCUUAUAUAAACCUAUUACUACUAUAUACCUGCAUGUUUACACACACACACGAGUACAUAUAUUUAUCAAAUUAGCUACAAUAACCAGUUAGUACACUUACCAAAUAUUAUCAGAGCAUACUUUAUUAUUUUGUUAAAAUUCCUUUAAUAAUUAACAUGCAAAUUCUAAUAUUGUUACAUGAAGCGCAAAUUAACUACAAAUAUGCUGGAUCAAAAUUACUUAAAAAAAUUAAUCCUUAAAAUUCUUAACAAACUUAAAAUUAUUUAUACAGUAUUUCCUUGUGAGCAAUUGGCUAUGCUAAACAUUGUUUUGUAAAAUCUUUGUAUUAUUGAAACUGUAUAUAUUUUAUUACCGUUGAACUUGUACGCAAAUUUGUUUUUUAUUUUAUUAUUGUAUUUAUAUAUUAUAUAAUCAAUUUAAUUGAAAUAAAUAAAGUAAGCCUAAGCUGAAA
Messenger RNA from Bactrocera dorsalis (oriental fruit fly), 2087 nucleotides. It is a transcript of the gene Wbp2, whose product is annotated as WW domain-binding protein 2. The record is from RefSeq and is a predicted model, not a curated record. Gene Ontology annotation, cellular component: nucleus. Gene Ontology annotation, molecular function: chromatin DNA binding; transcription coactivator activity. Gene Ontology annotation, biological process: positive regulation of DNA-templated transcription. The coding region runs from base 157 to 1368 and encodes 403 amino acids. The transcript has 6 exons. Lineage: Eukaryota; Metazoa; Arthropoda; Insecta; Diptera; Tephritidae.